Messenger RNA from Rhodamnia argentea, 1946 nucleotides. RefSeq names its product L-ascorbate oxidase homolog. The record is from RefSeq and is a predicted model, not a curated record. Bases 118 to 1740 code for a protein of 540 amino acids. The transcript is spliced from 9 exons. Gene Ontology annotation, molecular function: oxidoreductase activity; copper ion binding. NCBI's taxonomy places the organism in Eukaryota, Viridiplantae, Streptophyta, Magnoliopsida, Myrtales, Myrtaceae.
GCUGCAAACUGAUUCCCCCACUCAGUCCUUUCUCAAAAGACUCUCGACUCUGUUCCAAUUACCAUCCUCCCUGAAAUCUGUGCGGUGCUUCUUGCGGCAGGUACAGGUACAGUGGCAAUGGCGAUGGCGAUGGCGAGGCUGGUGCGCCAGAUCUGUGCUGCCUUGGCCCUCUUCUGCGUGUCCCUGGUGACAGGGGACGACCCUUAUAGAUUCUACACUUGGACUGUGACUUACGGCACCAUCUCCCCACUGGGUGUUCCCCAACAGGUUAUCCUGGUAAACGGUCAAUUUCCUGGGCCAAGUCUUGAUGUGGUCACCAAUGACAACUUGGUGCUCAACUUGAUCAAUAAGCUGGACGAGCCUUUUCUUCUUACUUGGAACGGGAUCAAACAGAGGAAGAACUCAUGGCAGGACGGAGUCCUGGGCACAAAUUGUCCCAUCCCUCCGAACUCUAACUACACAUACAUCUUUCAACCCAAGGACCAGAUUGGUUCUUUCACAUAUUUCCCAUCGACAGCCCUGCACAAGGCUGCUGGUGGAUAUGGAGCGCUUAACGUCUAUCAGAGACCUGGGAUUCCUAUACCUUAUCCACCUCCUGCUGGAGAGUUUACCUUGCUUAUUGGCGAUUGGUUCAAGACCAGCCAUAAGACCUCACGCCAGACUUUGGACUCUGGAAGAUCUCUUCCUUUCCCUGAUGGUGUCAUUGUUAAUGGCCAGGGUCAUGCGACUUUCACCGGUGACCAAGGUAAAACAUACAUGUUCAGAAUCUCAAAUGUCGGGCUGUCAACCUCGUUGAACUUCAGGAUUCAGGGCCACACACUGAAGUUGGUCGAGGUCGAAGGAUCUCAUACGGUUCAGAACAUAUAUGACUCUCUCGAUGUUCAUGUUGGCCAAUCGAUCACCGUCCUGGUGACACUAAACCAGCCACCGAAGGACUACUAUAUUGUUGCAUCAACUCGGUUCACGAAGACUGUGCUCACCGCUACAGCUGCUCUCCACUACUCAAACUCUCACACCCCUGUUUCCGGGCCUCUGCCAGCUGGCCCGACAAUCGAAGUAGACUGGUCCAUUAAACAAGCUCGAACCUACAGGUGGAAUUUGACUGCGAAUGCUGCUAGACCAAACCCCCAAGGCUCUUUCCACUAUGGAAAGAUCACGCCAUCGAGAACGAUUGUGUUGGCCAAUGCGGCCCCUCUCAUCAAUGGAAAACAACGUUAUGCCGUCAAUGGGGUCUCCUUCAUCAAUGCUGAUACUCCUCUUAAACUUGCCGACUAUUUCAACAUUCCUGGAGUAUUCCGCACAGAUUCCAUGCAGACUAGUCCCUCUGGCGGUUCUCCAUCCAUUGCCACCUCUGUGAUACAGGCCUCCCUGCAUGACUUUAUCGAGAUUGUCUUCCAAAAUAAUGAGAACACCAUUCAAUCCUGGCAUCUCGAUGGCUACGAUUUCUGGGUUGUUGGGUAUGGUAACGGGCAGUGGACACCAGCCAGUAGGAGCAGCUAUAAUCUCGUCGACACGCUCACAAGACACACUGCUCAGGUGUAUCCAAAUUCAUGGACCAGCAUAUACAUGUCAUUGGACAACCAAGGCAUGUGGAACGUGCGAUCAGCAAUAUGGGAACGGCAGUAUCUCGGUCAGCAGUUCUAUCUAAGGGUCUGGAAUCCGGUACAGAGCCUCGCCAACGAGUACAGCAUUCCCUCCAAUGCUCUGCUCUGUGGCAAAGCCGCGGGACGACACCAUUAGAAAGACGGACUUUUAGACUAUUUAAGUAAUUUGUUCAUUCAAUUAGAGUCAUGAAGGUAUGACUGCAGAGAAUUGAAAAGAAGUAAAGAAGCUGUUCCUUAUUAGGUUCUUAGUCCUGAGCCAGUUACAUGUAUCGGAAUCAUGCGAUAGCUAUUCAGUUAUAUAUUUAUCUCGGUUCAAAAUCCAAAUUCUAUGGUUCUGGGUGU